Molecule: messenger RNA, 1116 nt
Organism: Camellia sinensis
Lineage: Eukaryota; Viridiplantae; Streptophyta; Magnoliopsida; Ericales; Theaceae
Source: RefSeq, a predicted model, not a curated record
AUGGCCCCAGCGGAAGUUAAAAGGGAAGGUGAUGAUUAUGGCAUUCCAAAUGAAGCAGAUGACAUUCGUUUGAUGAAUGAAAGUUGGGCGGAACCUUAUCAUGGUUGCGAAGCUGGUCCGAGCAAUGAAGAAGCAACCAACAUGAAUGUUGAAGAUGGCGGAGCCGAUGUGAAAAAAGAAAUGGUUGAUGAUUCUCCUCGCAAGGACAUGGUUGGUGAUGUUGAACGUGCUAUUCUGGAACAUAAAUUUGAUUCGGUCGAAGAUGGAGAAGCUUUCUACAAUAUGUAUGCUAAAGCCAAGGGAUUUAGUAUACGAAAAUCCAGAUUUAACACAAAUAAAGAGAGAAAGGUCUUUAGUAGGUUGUGGUUGUGUUCAAGGGAAGAUGCUGGUGAAGGGGAAAAGUAUGUUGUGACUUACUUCGUCGCAGGCCACAACCAUGAAUUGGCGGAACAACACUGUGUGAUGUAUCUGAGGUCACAUCGCAGUUUAAAUAGCGCUGACAAAGCUCAAGCAAUGGCUAUGCGCAACAUCGGUGUAAAGACUAGCCAAAUCAUGGACUAUAUGGUAAAUCAAUCCGGGUCUUAUGAGAAUGUUGGUUUCAUCCGUACGGAUCUACACAACCAUAUUCAAGCCGAACGUAGUGCAAAAGUUGAGGAUGGUGAUGCGCAGGAUUCGAAAUCGCGGGGCGACUACGCAAAGUUUGGUGAUGUGCUGAUAUUUGACUCAACUUACAGAACCAAUGCAUACAAGAAACCUUUUGUCAUGUUGGCUGAGGCGAUGGGCAAUAAAGCACUUGUGUCCGUACUGACAGAUGGGGAUAAGGCGAUGCGAGAGGCAAUCAGAAAAGUAUUUCUAGAUGCAAGACUUCGAUUAUGUAAUUGGCAUCUUGGGAAAAAUGUUGUUUCAAAUGUUCACAUAAGUGGCUUUGCACAUGCUUUCAAGCAGUGCAUGGACACGGAAACGGAUGAGACAAAGUUUGAGCAUGGCUGGACGACAAUGGUCGAAAAAUUUGGACUUCAAACGAACAGUUGGGUGUUAGAGACAUAUGAGAAGCGUCAUAUGUGGGUUGAGGCAUAUAUGCGUGGACAUUUCUUUGCUGGGAUGAAGAGCACUUAG